AUGGCACCUCGCUUCCCCCUUGACCGAGCGCCAGACCCUGCAACGAGGCAUACCUUGGAGACGCAGAUGAACAUGUUGCACUCUGGUCGUCUCCCAGUCAUGGCAGAGGACCGCAGUGAGAUGCUUGGGUGGUGCGCCCCUUUGAGCUAUGCCCCAGACAAUGUGGUACGGGCUUUCAUGGAUCUCAGCAAGGUGUCAUUCCAACCGCAACACGCCAAGCCUCGCAACCGAAAACUCGCCGUAACUGCAUUCAUCUCGGUCACUCAGAUUCCUUACAUGCGGCAUUGCCAUCUGAUUAUUGGAGAAGCAGAUUUGGGUUUCUCGGCAGAUCAACUCAGGGACGCGCUGGCGGGAACCAUGCCAGAAGGCCUGAAUGACGAAGAACAAGCUGCGUACAAUUUCGGAAAAUUGCUAGCGACCCAGCGCGAUCCAAUAAAGGAUCAAAUUUGGGAAGAGUUUGCAGGAAAGUUGCAGAAAUCGGAGAUUGUCGGCAUCACAAAUUUUGUAGGUGUAUAUCAGUGGCUGGCUCUCCUGACCCAGCUUAACGGGGAGGAUGAUAGAUGGAAUUAG
This is a messenger RNA of Cryphonectria parasitica EP155, 570 nucleotides long. RefSeq lists its product as uncharacterized. The transcript has 2 exons. Lineage: Eukaryota; Fungi; Ascomycota; Sordariomycetes; Diaporthales; Cryphonectriaceae. The record is from RefSeq and is a predicted model, not a curated record. The coding region runs from base 1 to 570 and encodes 189 amino acids.